Tinamus guttatus (white-throated tinamou) is the source of this 975-nucleotide messenger RNA. RefSeq lists its product as uncharacterized. NCBI's taxonomy places the organism in Eukaryota, Metazoa, Chordata, Aves, Tinamiformes, Tinamidae. The record is from RefSeq and is a predicted model, not a curated record.
ACAGUCACCUGUGAAAAGAAGCUGGAGAAGGGCAAUUUAUCUUUCUUUUCCAGAUGAAUGAAAAUACCUACAGGAUCCUGUCCCUCCAGUUUUCAUCAGCAAGCAGCAUUAGGGAGCAACGGCUGAGCAACAAAAAUGAUAUUAAUCAAAUUUAUUCCAGCAUCUCCUUUUUCUCAAGGAACUCUAUGCCCAUAGGAAUUUGCUGCAUGCAUUUCCAAGACUAAGGACCGAUGUGCCACAGGUGCAUGCCAGCAGAUCAUGUGAGAAUUUGCAGGUGAGAAACCUACCCCAGCAGGACUUUCUCUGCCCGGUUUGAAGUAUAUGGUUUGGUGUAAACACGUCAAUUCUUGCUUCUUUCUUUAUCUUUUAAAUCUCUCGGGCUGGGAGAUUUCUUUUCUCGUUGCAAUUAUGAUCAUUUGUAACAUCAGUGCCAUCAAAGAUUGGAGCACUUUCCUCUCCCAGAUCCUCCCCAGCGUUAACAAGACCUUGAACUUGGUGCAGCAAGUGGAAGCCACCACCAGCUCGGUGGUAAGUGUCCUCCAGGACCCUGAGCAGGACAGCUACCUGUCCAACAGCCAGUCCAUGAACUCCAGCAACUUCACAGCUGGUCUGGACCAUCUGUUCCAGUAUUCGUACUCGGACAAUGACCAGCUUUACAAGGAAUACAAACCCCCUCCUCGAGACGCCAUUCCGCUGCCCAAGGCUGUCCUCUACCUGCUCAUGGCAGCUCUGGUGGUAGUGGCGGUGGCAUAUGCGAUCGUUGGGCAUCUCAUCAAGGACCUCAUUCACGAUUUUAUAGACUGGAUCUUCGGCCCCAGCCCGGACGACAACAGCAACAAGAGCGACGUGAACUGCAUCAGCAACAGCGUCAACGAGAUGAGCGAGAUGCCCGAGGCGCCGCGGCACCGCGACCGCCAGCCCCAGGACGUGGUCAUCGCCGUGGGCGAGACCUGCCACCUGCCGCAGCAGACGUGA